AUGCAACUGCUGUCACGCUUCUUUCGGAAACAAAGCGCCGAUAACACGGACGACAAAAUCGUCGGCACCUCGGCUACGACAGCAUCGACAGCGUGCCAGAACGAGAUCGGCCCCUGUGUCGACACUCUACACAGCGCGAACACCCCGAGCCAAGUUCAGGCCGCGAAGCGCCGCUUCGAUGAGCUUUCAAUACAUAAUGAUGGACAGAAUACAGGAUCGACUGCAACUGAUCAGUCGACCAAGAAGCCACGAGGUCGACCCCGUAGCUUAGUCCCGGCGCCCGCGGCGACCAGGCCUCAGAGUCGUCCGAGGAAGACGGAGGAGGAGAAGGAGGAGGCGGCCAUAGCCAAGUCCAAGAGAGCAGCACAGCAAGCUGCCGAAAGAGAACUUGAUGAUGAACGUGCAAGACAACUCAAGGAAGUGGAUCGAGCUAGGCUAGAGGCCGAGCGAGCGCCUCAACGCCAACUCAUAUUAGACGAGCAGAGUCAGCGGAUGCAGGUCAGUUGUGAAAGCCCGAUUUGCGAUAGAUCAGUGGGAUCAUGAGUGUCAAAACCUGUUAGGCAUGUGGCAUUGACGUCAGAAAUGAAACGUGCCGCAUCCUUCCAUACAGUUUCCGCCUGCAAAAGUGUACACUGUGAGCCGGGCUACACUCCCGUCGCCCGUAUUCCUUCUGACUAAUGCAUGUCCGUGGCUCCUAAUCUUAGACUCAAACAACUCUCAACUUUGCACCGGCAACAACUUCACCCCAAACUCCGUUUCCAGAUGGCUCGUCUGCCAUACCUUCCGCAUCCGAUGCCUCAGUCUCGACCAACUCCACGUCGCGCUCGAUUCCGACGUCGGUCGGAUCGACAUUGCCCGACGAUUCAGACUCUUUUGACCCGGAUCCACAUUCGAAUAUGGGUGAAGCAAGCGCAAACCCCGCGAUCACAAACCUUCAAACUGCGCAUCCACGGACCUCUCCUUCCCGCGAACCAAUCAUCACUGAUGAUGAUGCGCUUUUGUGCGAUGGGGGAGGCGGUGAUCCGUUCGAUGGCGACGAGGAAGAUGGGGAUGGUUCCACUAAAGCUCAAGGUCGGUGGGAACACCCGGCCUGGUUGACCGACCUCUACAAUUCCCAUCGGGAGACGAUCAAGCACGCAAGUGGGUCCGGCGCGAAUCGUUCCAGCAAACCCUUCCACCAAAUGUUGCAUGGCUGGCUCCCGACUAGAACCAUCUGGGGUCGAUUUUACGAUACCCGGUGCGCCCGGCAGAACCUCAAGAUCUUCGACCCGCCGUUCUUUUAUUGGGACCCGCUGAUGUUAUUGGGCCAACCAGAAGACCAGCCGGCAGGAUCCGGCUUAGUGUGCGACAAAUGCCAGCAAACUGAAUCGACUCUGAAGAAAGGCGUAUUGCGGCGAGACGGCUUUCUUGGCAGGCCUCGUCGAGCAUGCGAUCUCAACAACUCGGUGUUCCUCAUUGGGGUCUCGUAUCGAUGCAACAAUAAGCAGUGCAAUAAACGAUAUCGGUCUUGGUCGCCCGAGGUGCUCAAUCAACUGUCGUCGUCGCUUCAUUCGAUGUUCCCUUUCCACCUGUCACAUCGAUGCGCAAUCACCUCGAUUGUCUGGAACCUCAUGCGAGGAGUCUUCCAAUUCGGAUUGGGUUUGAAGCAAUUUGCGAACCUAUUGGUCACGGCACAUCGCGCCGCUCAUGACCGACUCGAGGUGGACUAUCGAUCGGCAAUCUUGGCGCGUGAAGCUGGCUUGCCAUCAACUAGCUUGUACCCUGCUCUCGGAGACUGGGAAGAUCCGACGGGUAAUUGCGGCCACGUACCGAAUUCUCAGGUUCUUCAGGAGUUCUAUGAUUCCGUGAUGAAAAAGUGAGUGCUUGGUUGGAUGUAACGUUACGUAGAUGUCGUGUUUACUGAUUAUGUUCUGCUGGUCUUUCAGACAAGAAACGCUUCUCAGUCAUGCUGAAUCGCUAAAGCCCUGCAAAAUUAUGACCAUCGAUCACAGUUACAAGGUAACGUUAGCUUUAUAACACCAACCGUGCUUGCCCUUUGCUAGUAGCGCAAGCAGCUAAUGCCCCGCGCCCGAUCGUUGCAGGUCCCGAAGCAGAUUGCCAAGGUUGAAGGGGUCCCUGCCUUCAUCGCACUGCUCAUGGUCGGGAACGAAUAUGGUGAAGUGCGCGCCCACGUGCUUACCUCAACAAAGGGCCACUCGGCAUUCGAGACCUCACUCGAAGCGAUGACCAAGCAUCUAGAGUUGUAUGGUAACGAGGCACCCUCGAUCUGUUACACAGAUCAACCCGACACCGAUGGCCCUUUCUUGAGGAGCAAGAUUCCGUCGCUCGCGCCACGGGUCCAGUCGCACUCUGGCUCCGAAUGCGACAUUCUCGAGUUGCCACCGGGGAUAACGCCGACCUUGGUGCGCAACUCGAGAAUGUCGCAUUCGGAGCCAGAGUGCGACUGGACCCGUGGCGCGAGCGACGGAAUCUUGCUCCUCAAGAAAGGGCCAUCCAAUCAGCGUACGCUUUGACCUGUCUGAUGAAAAUCAUGGCGGACAACAUUCCCCCAGAAGGGAAGCUAGUGGUCGGUGUCGACGCAGAAUGGGCAACGCUUCCCCCCGGUGCGGGUCAGCAAGCCCGCCAACAACCACCUCGGAUAGCGGUCGAUGUGGUGCAAUUCGCCUGGGAAUCACUCGAGGGGGAACUUUUCAUUCAUGUGAUACAAGUAUGUCAUCUGCUGCUUCGGACUCUGGAUUUCGUUUCCUCACUGACCUUCUGUUUCAUCUUUGCGGCAGCUAUCCUUAAUCAUCGGCAAAUGUGCCAAAGGACGAUUGCCCGACCCACUCGUCCUGUUCCUCCAGCGCAGCGACAUUGUCAAGGUCGGAGUCGGCGGGGCGGGCGACUUGACACGCAUCGCCAACGCCAUCGCACAUGCGGAAAUGUGGAACGUGGACGAAGCCGAUGAGGAUCCAGUGGCCGUCGCUCCAGCACUUCGACAUCAUGGCGGUCUCGAGUUGGUUAAGCACGCCGCCAGCCAAGGUCACCCAGUGAAGAAAGGACCCGGACAUCAGACACUGGCCGGGUUGUGCGAACGGUUCUUGUUGAAACACUUACCCAAGGAUAACAACAUCCGCCGAUCUAUGCAAUGGGCCAACGAGUCGCUUCCCCAACACUUCGUGGACUAUGCCGCGCUUGACGCAUACGGUUCGCUGCGUCUUUACCACAAGAUUGCCGAGCCACAUUCGCGGCCUCUUUCGAAGAUCGCCAAUCCACGAGUGGGCACUCGAGUCGCCGUCAUGUACGAGUCUGGCUGGCCGAUCGCUCGCGGUGUAAUCCAGUCCAUCGAUUCCUCAAUUGACUCCUCCUGCCAACCACCGUCCAGUUUCCAUUGCUUCAAGUGGGACAAAUCGCGCGCUAUUGUCGCCAUCACACAGAUCUUGACCCCUGGCGCACUGGUUCCUGAGUACAACUUUCAUCAAGAUGGAUCUUUCACGUCACAGAGCCUGGCCGACUUGAAGGCGACUUCAACCCAUCGGGCAGCCGAGGACACGAUUGCAGUUCAAGAAUCCGCAGACUCCUUCUCUCUGGUACUCGAGCUUAGCGCUCUCGUCGUCGACUUGAAUGACGCGCCCGUUCCGACCGAAGCACAGUGGACGUCAAACGUUUCGGCUACGCAUGAUUCGCAUCACGCUUCGGAGAUUUUUAUCCAAGAAAAGCACUCCGACGCUGCCGUUUCUGCCACCGCCAACGAAAGCGAUCGCACAGAUGAUGUGGACGCACAAAUAGACGAUCACGAUAAGGACAGUGAAAUGGUUGGGCCUGCAGAGAUCGCGCAAGCCCUCCAACUGGAUCGUUGCAAGAAGACUGAAGCAGCUGGCAAAGUUAUCUGGGGCAAGGCUGCAACAAGCAAAGGUCAGUUACUACGGACUUGCCCCAGUCCUGGCGCCGGGGCUGGAGCUGAUGUAUGUAUCUCGAACUAUCCCCUUUCACUAGUCCCUUCCUCAGACGAGACCGCUGUGCGGAUUCUAAUCGAUCUCUGGCAUUUCUUUGACCGGAUCUAUGUGUCCAAAAAACAUGGCGCUGCCAAAGCCUUUGCUCGCGCCUUCUCCGAUACGGUUUUCAUCCCGAAUGCGGAUGAUCGACUCCUGAUGGAGGCUCGCCUAGCAAAACUCGGAAUGACGUGGGAAGAAGCCGUCCGUUCGCCGGUAUGGAAUAAGAAGCUUUGGAGACGCGUUCGGCGAUGGAUCCCUCCGCCAAGCAUUCUCGAGCCUUUGGUCCGGGAGGUCUUUGAGAAGUUCGGACCAUUGAUCGAUGCGAGUCGAAGCAACCACUUUUCAACAAAGCGGCGCACGAGACAGCGAAGAGAUGUCUUGAGGCGAUUCGGAAAGGCCAAGUCUCGGAUCCAGUUGGCAUCGAGCUGUACACCGACCUUGGGCCUUGCGGAGGACCAGAUGGAAAGGCGGAUGACGGUGUCCGUUUAUAUUCCUGCCAGCGCGGCACCAACAGUCUCGAAGGAGGCAUCCACCGGAACCUUCGCCAACGGUUUCCAAAGUCUGGUGUUUCUCCGUGCCAUGCCAAUGCGUGCUUGGCUGACUACGUGCUAGUGCACAAUCUCACGGUCAGUCCAACUCCACCAUCGCGAUUCGAAGAAGCGGCAACCAUUCUCACCCAUUAUCCCUUGUAUUCGCAGGUUGGGACGUUCAAUCGUACCGGAAAACCAUUCGUGGGGCACUACGACCUCUGGCUCACUGUGGAAUUACAUCGUCUGAGGCGCAAGACCUCGGCAUUUCUCCCACGGCACUCAACCACUGUGUCAGAUAUAGUCAACCCGCUGCUCUACACCCCAUCCACCGAAACAUUCGGCAUCGUACCUGUUGUUCAGUCGCCAACAGCGCAAAUGCACUUUAUGAUCGAGCCCUAUCACGUCGAGCGCGGGACUCUGCGUUUGGAGCCCGUCAAGUGGUCGCCACGGAACUUGCUGCAAAACAAUACGCCGGCGAUACAGCAUAUGCAAAGCCGGCUGUCAACCGAUCGCAAGCUUCGCCACGACUGGCUAGCGGAACGUCAGGGUACUCGAUUCGCUGUAUUGCAUGUCCAUACACCCAGCGAACGAGCGCUAUACAGAUAUCUCUCAAGCAAGGUACGACUGGGAGCUCCUCAAAAUCUUCGGAUAUUCGAGAUUACCGAGCUUUGGAACAAGUAUGCCAACGGAAUAGACAUUUUUUACAAAGUAUGUCGCGUCUGUGUCACACUAAAUGGUAAUGUUGAGCUGAAGCGCAAUUCUCACACAAAUGCCAGAGCACAUCAAUACAUGGGCAUCAAGAUGGUCGUCGCUGGCAAAUGCUCAAGCCACAAUGAACAUGGGUGGGAACGACGUCAGAGUGAUUCAAGCUUUGCUUACCGACCCCUCCCGCGGUCGUGAUGUUAGCAUGCUAGCGGCUAAGCCAUUACUCGGUCACAAACCGCCAGUCUUGGGGAGGCUUACGGAGGUAGAAGUCGAUGCCUCGGAUCCUCCAACGUCAUCCAUCCGCCCCUUUGUUGCAACUGCCUCGAGCGACGCUGGUUCGAGCGCGGACUUGGGCACGAGCAGCGCUUUGACGCGCGCGGGUACCACAAAAGGGGCAAGGGACUGUCGAUUCUGUGGCCAAACUACUUGUCGACGCAAGGGGUCAAAACUAAGCGAUGACGGAUCGGUGACUGGGUGUGACGGGGCGUGCUUGGACUGCGGGAAGCCUUUCGGGCUGACAGACGAGAUGGAUCCGAACGACCCACAAUCACGAAGGUUCUGUAGAGGACUGACAAGGGCUGAGAUGAAUGGCCGAGCUCGGCAUCAAAAGAAGUGUCACAACUUUGUAGCUGCAUAA
This is a messenger RNA of Microbotryum saponariae, 5846 nucleotides long. The record is from the annotation of a GenBank genome assembly. Lineage: Eukaryota; Fungi; Basidiomycota; Microbotryomycetes; Microbotryales; Microbotryaceae.